AUGUCAUCUGAAAUUCUGCAAGAUUCACCGCAGAACGGGCAAAUUGUUGGCGACUUAGAUGCCACUUCUAAUAAUACAAGCAACGAGAAAAUAGCUCUCACACAAGAUUUUAAUGAUAGUAAAGAAGAAGAAGAUGCUGAACUAGAUGAUCUAUUUGGAGAUGAUGAUGAUGACGAUAAUGAUGAUGAUAAUGAUGAUAAUGACGGCAAGAAAUCAGGGAUUGAAAAUAACAAUAAUGAAAGUGGUGGAGAUAGCGACGAAGAGAGCGUCAACCAUAGAAGUCGUCAUAGAGAAAGUCUUGGGUUAGAUGAUGAUGAAGCAGAGGAGCAGGCUAUGUAUACACGAAAAUUUUAUGGUGAAGAUCUUAAUGACUUUUCUGAUCAAGAUGAGGCCACGCAUACUUUUAAAGAGGAGAAUGUGGAGCUUGUAAGACAUAUCAUUCCAAGCAAGGGUAUUGUGAAUGAAACAGCGUCUCAUAAUGAGAUUUUCUAUGCCAGAAUUCCCAAUUUUUUAACGAUCGAUCCAGUUCCUUUCGACCCUCCAAGUUUUGAGGCUAAGGUCAACGAGAGAACGAGCAAUUCGGCUUCUAAGGAAGAUCAACUAGAUGACCGUUUAAUUGAUGAGAAUACUGUUAGAUGGAGAUAUUCUCGUGACAAAGACCAACAUGUCUUCAAAGAAUCAAAUACACAAAUAGUGCAGUGGUCAGAUGGCACAUAUUCUUUAAAGGUUGGGGAAGAGUGUACAGAUAUAUUGGUUAACGACACUAGCAACACUUUUUUGACAGUAUCGCAUGAUCAACAAGAAUUGAUCCAAUGCUACGAGGGGGGUGAGAUAAAAAAGACGUUAAUGUUUAUUCCAACAUCCACUAAUUCGAAGAUACAUCAAAAACUAAGUAAAGCUGUUAUAAGGAGGAAUCAAAGACAAAACAAAGGCCCAGGAACAUAUAUUGUUAGUAUGGACCCUGAAGUUGAGAAAAGAGAAUUAGAAAAAAAACAAAGUCAAAUAUUAAGAGAUAGAAGGAGAAGGCAGCUCAAAGAAAAGGAGAAACAAGAAUCUCCAGACGCUGCCUUUGAAACAGGUUUUAGAAAGCAAAGUUCUCCUACUGCCUAUGGAACUUCUAGAAGAAAUGAAUACGAAGAAGAUGAUUUCUUAGUUGACGAUGAUGAAGAGGAGGAGGCCGAAUUUGACGACGAUGAUGAUAACGAGGAAGAGGAAGAGGAAGAGGAAGAGGAAGAGGAAGAGGAAGAGGAUGCUGAUGAAGCGAACGCAGCCCGUCUAAGAAGUUUGAAAAAAGAAGGGGCAGCAAUGUACAGACAGGAGGAAAACGAAGAUAACAAUGAGACGAAAAGAAGAAGAGUUGCCGUUAUCGAGGACGAUGAAGAGGAGGAUUAG
Messenger RNA from Saccharomyces mikatae IFO 1815, 1392 nucleotides. It is a transcript of the gene LEO1, whose product is annotated as Paf1-complex subunit LEO1. Gene Ontology annotation, molecular function: RNA polymerase II C-terminal domain phosphoserine binding. The record is from RefSeq and is a predicted model, not a curated record. The transcript has a single exon. Gene Ontology annotation, biological process: positive regulation of transcription elongation by RNA polymerase II; transcription elongation by RNA polymerase II. NCBI's taxonomy places the organism in Eukaryota, Fungi, Ascomycota, Saccharomycetes, Saccharomycetales, Saccharomycetaceae. The coding region runs from base 1 to 1392 and encodes 463 amino acids. Gene Ontology annotation, cellular component: Cdc73/Paf1 complex; nucleus.